This is a messenger RNA of Salvelinus namaycush (lake trout), 1667 nucleotides long. RefSeq names its product C-X-C chemokine receptor type 5. The record is from RefSeq and is a predicted model, not a curated record. Gene Ontology annotation, cellular component: membrane. Gene Ontology annotation, biological process: immune response; chemotaxis; G protein-coupled receptor signaling pathway. The coding region runs from base 1 to 1023 and encodes 340 amino acids. The transcript has 5 exons. Gene Ontology annotation, molecular function: chemokine receptor activity. Lineage: Eukaryota; Metazoa; Chordata; Actinopteri; Salmoniformes; Salmonidae.
AUGACUUAUGAGGAGGGUUCAUUUGAGGACGGGGGUAUUUUCUAUGGCUUUGAUAACUACUCAGAUUUUCUGGAGAGUUCUAACAGUAGCAGUGAUACUGAGUACACCUGUACUGAUGGAGCAGGUCUCCAGCUGUUUCAUACUGUGUUCCAACCCCUGGUCUACAGCCUGGUGUUCUUCCUGGGGCUGACAGGUAACGGGCUGAUGUUAACGGUGCUGCUGAAACGCCGUGGCCUCCUGAGGAUCACAGAGAUCUAUCUGUUACACCUGGGCCUGGCUGAUCUGAUGCUGCUAGCCACCUUCCCCUUCGCACUGGCACAGGUGUCCUUGGGGGUGGUGCUCGGAGACGUCCUGUGUAAGCUGAUUGGGCUGUUGAACCGACUCAACUUCCUUUGUGGGAGUCUCCUCCUGGCAUGUAUCGGCUUCGACCGUUACCUGGCCAUCGUGCAUGCCAUCACCAGCCUCCAGAGCCGACGCCCCAGGAACGUACACCUCACCUGUCUGGCACUGUGGCUCAUUUGUCUGGCCCUGUCUGUCCCCAAUGCUGUGUUCCUGUCUGUAGGGGAGAGUCCCAUAGACCCGACUCAGCUCUCAUGCUUCUUCCACAGUCACGGUCUCCAUGCAAACAACUGGGAUCUGACGGAGAGGCUCCUGACCCACGUGCUGUGUUUCUUCCUGCCUCUCGGGGUCAUGACCUACUGCUACGCCGCUGUGGCGGUCACCCUGCACCAUAGCCAGAGAGGUCAGCGCAGCCUGGAGAAAGAGGGAGCCAUCAGGCUGGCUGCACUAGUCACUGCUGUGUUCUGCCUGUGCUGGCUACCCUACAACAUCACCAUGCUGGUGAGGACCCUGGUGGAUCGAGGGUUGGACUCUGGUUUGAGCUGCCAGUCCCGGACUAGUUUGGAUAAGGCCUUGGUGGUGACAGAGAGCCUGGGGUACACGCACUGCUGCCUCAACCCACUGCUGUACGCCUUCACUGGGGUACGGUUUCGGCAGGAUCUCCUGAGACUGCUGGCCCACUGAGGCUUUGGCAAAGGGGGUGUACUCAGAGGGGAGUAGGGCGUCAGCGUCAUUCUCUAAAGGACUCACCGCCACAACCGCUAAAAUCCUCAUGUUGACCAACAUAUUUUACUGUAACACACUCAGGUGAAAGGUGUCUUAGACGUAGUUUCUUUAAAGGGAUACUGAUGGUUAAAUCUGAUCUUUGAAUUAAUUAUGAGUAAAAUUAUUAGAUUUUCAGCUUACAAAUUGAUUUCACUGUUACAACUAAGAGCUGGGGGGGUUUACUGUUAGAGCUUGUGAAUCAUUAAUCAACCUACUGUAUGUCUAACCUCUCUUUAUGGGGUUGUGACAACCCACAAGCACCUGCUUGUGCAAGCCUUGUGUAUAUACGGAAUCUUCCACGAUUGCAUGCAAUAACCCAAUGUGCGACAAACGCUUGUGCUUAUAAAUAUCUAUUUGUGACCCAGAUAGCGUAUAAACGUCUAUUUGUGUCCCAGAUAGCGUUUAAACGUCUAUUUGUGUCCCAGAUAGCGUAUAAACGUCUAUUUGUGUCCCAGAUAGCGUAUAAACGUCUAUUUGUGUCCCAGAUAGCGUUUAAACCUCUAUUUGUGUCCCAGAUAGCGUAUAAACGUCUAUUUGUGUCCCAGAUAGCGUAUAAACGUCUA